This is a messenger RNA of Cottoperca gobio, 766 nucleotides long. It is a transcript of the gene bbs9, whose product is annotated as Bardet-Biedl syndrome 9. The record is from RefSeq and is a predicted model, not a curated record. Lineage: Eukaryota; Metazoa; Chordata; Actinopteri; Perciformes; Bovichtidae. Bases 143 to 766 code for a protein of 207 amino acids. Gene Ontology annotation, cellular component: BBSome; membrane. Gene Ontology annotation, biological process: cilium assembly. The transcript is spliced from 6 exons.
CCCGGCUUCUCCGCUGAGCGUCAGUGCCAUGACAACAGGACGAUGGCUGCAAGCAAGAGGGUUAGAAAUGUGAUGUUUGUGUGAGCGAGGAGAAACAAACCAUCGGCUCUUACGGACCGGCUCGUGCACGUGAAGAGGCAGCAUGUCUCUGUUCAAGGCCCGUGACUGGUGGUCGGCAGCGCUCGGCGAGGGCGAGGAGUUUGACCAAGGAUGCCUGUGUGUCGGAGACGUGGACAACAGUGGCACCGGACACGACAAGGUGGUGGUGGGCAGCUACAUGGGGAUGCUGCGGGUAUUCUCCCCACAUGCCAAUACCACCAGCGAGGGAGGUGUGGCUGACGCCCUGCUUCUGGAAGUCCAGCUUCAAAACGCCAUCAUCCAGGUGGAAGUGGGCAAGUUUGUGUCGUGUUCAGAUCUUCUUCACCUGGCGGUCCUUCACCCCAGGAAGUGUUCAGUCUUCUCUGUUUCAGGCACUGCGGGGAACGUGGAGCACGGUGACCAGUACCAGCUGAAGAUGGUGUAUGAACACAAUCUGAAGAGAACCGUCUGCAACAUGACCUACGGCCCCUUCGGGGGGGUCACAGCCACUCAGUGUAAACACGGCGCGGUGUACGACACCUGCGGCCCGGGCUGCACCAAAACCUGCGACAACUGGAAUGAGAUCGGCCCGUGCCACAAGCCCUGCGUGGCCGGCUGCCACUGCCCCGCCAACCUGGUGCUGUUCCAGGGACGCUGCAUCAAACCCACAUCCUGCCCCGGCCGGUGA